Grus americana (Whooping crane) is the source of this 3822-nucleotide messenger RNA. It is a transcript of the gene FAM20A, whose product is annotated as FAM20A golgi associated secretory pathway pseudokinase. Gene Ontology annotation, molecular function: protein serine/threonine kinase activator activity. Gene Ontology annotation, cellular component: Golgi apparatus. The coding region runs from base 105 to 1634 and encodes 509 amino acids. The record is from RefSeq and is a predicted model, not a curated record. The transcript has 11 exons. NCBI's taxonomy places the organism in Eukaryota, Metazoa, Chordata, Aves, Gruiformes, Gruidae.
UCGAGCUCCCCCGUGCGCCCUGCCCCGGGAGGCGGCGGCGGCGGCGGCUCCCCGCACCCGGAGCUGUCCCUACCCGCGGCUCCCGGCAGCAACCCGCGCCGGCCAUGCCGGGGCCGCGCCGGGACCGCCCGGCCGUCCUGCUGCUGCUCGGAGCGCUGCUGGUCGCCGACCUCUACUUCCACCUCUGGCCGCGGGCGCGGCGGGAGCUGGCGGCGGGAGCCCCGGGCUGUCCCUGCCGCCGCCGCCCCGCGCCCGCCGCCCCGCCGCCCCGCGCCCGCGCAGCCUCCGCGCUGCGGCGCCUCUUCGCCCACCCGCUGUACCGCGCCGCCGCCCCGCGGGACCCCGCCGAGCCGCUGCUGGGCGCCCGCGAAGCCCUGCGCUACUACCGGCGGAAGGCGGCUCGCUGGAACAGACGACACAAGCUUUACAGGGAGGAACUCAACCUCACCUCCCCGGCGGUGCCGCUGCCGCUGCGGCCGGAGGCCAGCUGGCUCCAGUUCCACCUGGGCAUCAGCCGGGACGGGCUCUACCCGCGCUCCAGCCCCACCGUCAACAGGCUCCUCCGGGACAUGCAAGACUUCACCACCAUCAGUGCCGACUACAGCCAGGACGAGAAAGCGCUGCUGGGGGCCUGCGACUGCAGCCAGAUUGUGAAGCCCAGUGGCGUGCACCUGAAGCUGGUCCUCCGGUUCCAGGAUUUUGGGAAAGCCAUGUUCAAGCCCAUGAGGCAGAAGCGCGAGGAAGAGACUCCCGAGGACUUUUUCUACUUCGUUGACUUCCAGCGGCACAACGCGGAGAUCGCCGCCUUCCACCUGGACAGGAUCCUGGAUUUCCGGAGGGUGCCGCCCACAGUUGGGAGGUUGAUCAACGUCACCAAGGAGAUCCUGGAGGUCACUAAGAACGAGAUCCUGCAGAGCGUCUUUUUUGUCUCGCCAGCCAGCAACGUUUGCUUCUUUGCCAAGUGCCCGUACAUGUGCAAGACGGAGUACGCGGUGUGUGGGAACCCUCACCUCCUGGAAGGGUCCCUCUCCGCCUUCCUGCCAUCCCUCAACCUGGCACCACGACUCUCCAUCCCAAACCCAUGGAUCCGGUCCUACUCAUUUGAUGGAAAAGAGGAGUGGGAAGUGAAUCCGCUCUACUGUGACACGGUGCGGGAGAUCUACCCCUACAGCAACGGCAACCGGCUGCUUAACAUCGUUGACAUGGCCGUAUUUGACUUCUUAAUAGGGAACAUGGACCGUCACCACUAUGAAAUGUUCACCAAGUUUGGGGACGACGGCUUCCUCUUACAUCUGGACAACGCCAGAGGGUUUGGGCGGCAUUCCCACGAUGAAACUUCCAUCCUGGCCCCGCUCUCCCAGUGUUGCAUAAUAAAGAGGACAACGUUAUUACGACUCCAGCUCUUGGCUGAGCCCGAAUAUCGGCUCAGCGACGUGAUGAGGGAAUCCCUCCUGCAGGACCGCCUGGCACCUGUCCUCACCGAGCCCCAUCUCCUGGCUUUAGACAGACGGUUACAGCUUAUCCUGAAGGCAGUGAGGAAAUGCAUAGACACGUAUGGAGAAGCCAAGGUGGUGGCCAACGACACCACGCAGCCCGAGGCUCCUGCAUCUGACAGAGUCAAGCUGACCACUUAAACUGUCCUUAACUUGUUCUCAGAGGUGGGGAAAACCCCUGCAAGGCGAGUGUUUUAAUAGCUGGUAAUUUCCAUCUACAAGCGCUUGCGGAGGCUGAGAGGGGAAACUCUUCAGAAGAUCUUCAGGAAUCACACUGGGCUCCUGUGCCGGGUACUCAACCAAAGCUUCUGUGCUUGGCCAGUGUGUUGGUAAGUUGUGGUCUGACUGCAGCAGACCUUUACAUCCCAAAUACCAGCUCUGGUGGAGACGCAGUGAUCUCCUGCUCUGUAGCUGGGCAUGCCCUUGGGAGGGCAGGGGAACUCACGGCCCUUGGUUUGCUCGACCUGCACGGGAUCUCGGUCUUACUUGUGAAGGACACGAACUAGAUCCAAGGAUGAGGCUUGAAUAAAGAGAUGCCAAGAGCAUUUUCCUCUCAUUAAGUCUCUGUUCUGUAAUCAAGACUGUGUGUUUGAGAAAAGAGCAGUCUCCCUUCACAAGGGCAGUACCUGCCACUGAGACAAGGCAGCGCGUUGAUUCGGCACGGUCAGACUGAAGAGCAUCUGCGUAAUAUUCACCAUCAGGCCCGUCUGUCGCCUCUUGGUCUCUUCAACAGCAAUCAACCCACUCCGCUUCGAUCCCUGCACGUUGCUCAAAAGCCCACUGCCUCAUAGGGCAGUAAAAUCACUUCUACUUUUACCUGCCUCAUGGGUGGAAGAACCAGUUUUGGUUAAAAGGCAGGUAGGUAUGUGUUGCCUUUGAUCCCAAGGGGAAAAAACCCCAUACCAACAAAACAAGACAAGCUGCUCAGGGGCACAGGACUGUAUUUACAAUUCAAGAAGCCACCCACUUCUGGUGAAAACAUUUUGCCAAAGUGGGGGAUCUAUCUCAGGUCAUCUUCUCACUUCUCGUAUCUUUAAAAAUCACUUGUCAGGAGUCCCUGGACAACAGAAAUGGUACACACACACCCCCCAUCUCUGUGCAUUUUGAGGAGAUGCAAUAGGAACUGGAGACCAAAAAAGCAUGGGGAGGGAGUUAUUGUAGAUCUUUUGAUUUAUAGUUUUCCCAUUGCCUCCUAACAACAAGGCUUAAGAAUAACUUGAUUGCUGAAGCUCUGUUUAAUAACUUUUUCCUUUAACUGUUCAAGAACAAUAACACUGAGGUUUUUGGCAGUGUAGGGAAAGUAGUUGAGAACUUUGUUGAUAAUUUAUCAUCCUUAAGAGAAAAAAAAAAUACAAAACACCACAAGCAAUCUACUAGAAGCUCAUUCUAAACCUUUAAGUUAAACAAAAACCAUCCACAGCACUGCAGACCUUUCAGAGACUCCUAAGACCACAGCACAAACGUUGUCAGGCAGCAGUUGUUAACAGGUUCUUGGCGAGCUGCUGCACCUACCGCCGGCUCAUUUUCUUGUGGGCUGGAAUUUUGCCCAACCUGAAGGGAACUCGGUGACACUGGCAACGUGUGCCCGGAUCAUACAAGGAAGGAACAAAACUUAUUUGGACACAGCUAUGAGGUUUUUUUACAGGGGACUGUGUUGACAUUUAAUUCAACUCCACGAUAAUUCCACAAUACACCUGUCUCCACACUGUAAAACUACAGAAGAGACUGUAGUUGUAAUUUGAGUAUGGCCCACAGGUGCCUAUUCUAUUUAUUUCUAUGAGAAAGUCUGGAGUGUUUCUACUUAGCAAAGAGAUUCCUCCAGCAUCUGCAGCCACAGAGGUUAGCAAAAAAUCCCCACACAAACCCAACCGACCAAAAAGAAUGACCCGCACCAUGCUCGUUUAAUCUCUCUCUUGUGAUUCAGGCAUGUCCUUCCAUUUCCAGCUUUCACAAAAACAAGCUUUUAGACAGUCUCAAUCAAACCAACAGAAUUCUCGACAUUGGUGGACUUAGAGACAUUUUUACUCUUGUGGACAGAGAACAGAUGAAAAUAAAAGGAUUUAACUCACUCUGGGCAUGCACAGUGCGGUGGUUAUUUCUGUACAGGAUGCUGUAUUCCCAAAGUUGUAUCUCCCUCUACCGGUGACUUUUUGUGCACUUACCACACGUGACAAGCGCAAAAUCAAUUUCGUCGGUAUCAUGGAAUGGUUACUGUUGGCUGCUUGAACAGGAAGAACAUGGCAACAGAAGAUAAGCUUAAAAGUAAAUUUGUAAGGUUGGAAGUGGAAAUUUUUAGGUUUCAUUUUAGGUAAUAAAAAAAGUUUUCAGC